This is a messenger RNA of Guyanagaster necrorhizus, 1467 nucleotides long. Its product is annotated as protein serine/threonine phosphatase 2C. Gene Ontology annotation, molecular function: [pyruvate dehydrogenase (acetyl-transferring)]-phosphatase activity. Lineage: Eukaryota; Fungi; Basidiomycota; Agaricomycetes; Agaricales; Physalacriaceae. The coding region runs from base 13 to 1299 and encodes 428 amino acids. Gene Ontology annotation, biological process: protein dephosphorylation. The transcript is spliced from 4 exons. The record is from RefSeq and is a predicted model, not a curated record. Gene Ontology annotation, cellular component: mitochondrion.
UUUACUAGGCACAUGAGUACUACUUUCAAAUUUGUGCGUACUUUGCGCAACUCGCACCGCAUUUUCUUGGCAUCAGGAGCAGUGUAUGCCGCACUCAACCUUCGUCUGCUGAAUGAUUUGACCGGGCUUUCCCAACAUUAUUCAGAAUCAUCACGGAGGCCAGUUCCAGGGAUUGCGAGGUUCGACUAUCAUGUUGUCGCCAGAGAUGAGCUAGGCAGCAACCAUAUACAAUCCAUAUCUACCGGCCUUCCUGAUCGUUUCUGGUCCUUCUUUGCUCUGUACGACAGCUACAAUGGCGUAGACACCAGUGCGUACCUCGCAGGAAACCUUCUAAACGCGAUUAUCGGGGGGCUAGCCGACCUAUUCAGCCGGGCGAAAGCGACCAAGUUCAGCAGAGUUUCUGAACGCUCCGAAGUUGGUCCUGACCCGGCUCCGGAUGAGAUUGAUGAAGAAAUCAAGGAAACAUUUAAUCGGCUCGACGACGACAUCGUCAACUUCAGUGCCAUGCUUGCUUCCAACAACAGGUCUUCUUCGCGGCAUCUGCCCCACAUUUUGGACGCAGCAUACUCUGGGUCUUCCGCUACUCUUGCUUUCUAUGACACGGAGACUCGCGCGUUGCGUGUUGCGCUGACGGGCCAUUCACGGGCCAUUUUGGGUCGAAGAGGACGUACGGGAGAGUCUUAUAGUCUGCAGGUGCUCUCGGUUGACCAGGACGCCACCAAUGCUGAGGAGUUGGCGCGAGUGAAGCGGGAGCACCCUGGCGAAGAAGUGAUAAAGAACGAUACUCUCUUUGGCGUGGCCCCACUCCGGCUAUUUGGAGUGGGGCCGUACAAAUGGUCCAGGGCGGUGCGCGAGAGGCUCUCCUGGUCUGAUGUGAAAGAGAAGAAGACAUACGACGAUGUGAAAACGCCGCCAUAUUUUACCGCCGAGCCGGUUAUAACGACAACGCUUGUGCAACCUGGAGAUUUCCUUGUCAUAGCGUCGCCGGGACUCUGGAAAUCCUUAUCAAACAAGGAAGUGAUAAAGGAAGUUGGAUCGACCCUGCAGUCUAAGAAAAAGAAGCCGUCCGAGCGAGCUGUUGUCAGUGAAACCGAAGAGCCACAAGGCUCGGCGUUGUUGGUAUAUGAUCAAAUCGUGUUUUCGGUGUGGAGACAUUUCGAGGACCUAAAUUUGGCGAGUCGCCUGGUGGACAAGGCUUUUGGUGGUGAGAACGAGGCUGGAUCAGUGUCGUCGCUGUCGUCUGCCAUAGAUGAUAGUAAAAGCGAAUCAUUGUCUAUUGGCGUCGUCGUAUUUGAAUGAUGUUCUAUCAUGAUAUAUCCGGAAUGCUCGUAAGGUGUAGAAUAGCUAAAAAGCAUGGUCGUUGCUGGUCGAAGGUGUCAACGGCCUUGUAUUAUCAUUUACCUGCAUUUACCCAUGUACCCAUAUGCAUAUGCCCAUUAGCACAUAAGACUACUACGAAGAGAGAAC